UUACAUACUUCUGUCCUCGUCUGAGGCGCUCAUUCCUCGCUCGGAGUCGCUGAGGCCGCUACAGUUGCUGUGAUCGCCGCCUAGUGUUUUCGCGCUCCUCCCUUUCCUCCUCCUCUUUCUCCUCCUUCUCUGAGUCCCAGUCAGGCCGACCUUCUCCACCUUCUCCGCUCGGGGGCAGAAAACUGAAACUUAACUUUCUACCUUGUCUGGAGUCACAUGGUGACUCUGCAACUUGAUGGACGACGACAACCCUUUUCAACCAAAAAAUAAUACAAAAAUGGCAGAACUCUUUAUGGAAUGUGAAGAAGAAGAGCUGGAACCAUGGCAGAAGAAAGUAGAAGAAAUUCAGGAUGAAGACGAUGAUGAGCUGAUCUUUGUUGGAGAGAUAUCAAGAUCAAAACCAGCCAUUUCAAAUAUUUUGAACAGAGGUAAUUCCAGCUCAUCUUCAAAAGGAAUAAAGAAUGAGACACUCAGUCAAGGUGUUACUGAUGCCUUCAAGCCUACUAGUCAACACUACAAAGACCCAACAUCAAAUCCAGUGGAUGCCUUGCCUAGAUUUCAUCCUGAAUCUAAAUCUUCACCAAGUUCUGUUAUUGUUCGGACGGUGUCUAAACCUGAUUUUACAAAGAAUUCAUCACAAGUUGAAUCGGAUGAUUCUCCAGAUUUACUCUUUGACUUGACCCAGGAUACAAUACCACUGUCCCAAGAGGGAUCAACAAUUUAUAUAGAAGGUAUGGAUCAAACUCUGCCUAUAUUAAAACGUCCUUCUGCUUCUAAAGUAAACAGUGUUAGUCCAAAAAAGCGAAAGACCAGUGAAGGUACUCCUGAAAAAAAUCCUUGCUCUUCAUUGUCUUCAGUGAACUCUCCUUCAGUGACACCCUCCCAUGUUAUGAUAUCAAAAGGUACAAAUACCUCAUCAACUCACUGUAAAACUGGAACGCCGUUUCUAAGAUCUUGUCCAAAGUGCAAUGUUCAGUUCAAUCUUUUGGAUCCUUUGAAAUAUCACAUGAAGCGUUGUUGUCCAGACAUGGUAAAUAAAUUUUUGGAAAUGAUUAAAGUAGAACUUUCAAGUACUGAAAAUAAAAAUAAGACUGGUGCAGAGAAAGGAAAACUGAUCAUGUUAGUUAGUGACUUUUACUAUGGAAGACAUGAAGGAGCUGUUGAUGAUGAACAGAAGACUUACACAACCUUUAAAUGCUUCAGUUGCUUGAAAGUUCUUAAAAAUAAUAUUAGGUUUAUGAACCACAUGAAACACCAUUUGGAACUUGAGAAGCAGAACAGUGAGAGCUGGGAGAGCCACACCACCUGCCAGCACUGCUACCGUCAGUAUCCUACACCAUUCCAGCUGCAGUGUCACAUUGAGAGUACACACACCCCCCAUGAGUUUUCUACUAUUUGUAAAAUCUGUGAAUUAUCAUUUGAAACAGAACAUACUCUUUUACAACAUAUGAAGGACACUCAUAAACCCGGGGAAAUGCCAUAUAUUUGCCAGGUUUGCCAGUUUAGAUCAUCAACAUUUUCUGAUGUAGAAACUCACUUUAGAGCAUCCCAUGAAAACACUAAGAACUUGCUGUGUCCAUUUUGCCUCAAAGUUAGUAGAAUGGCAACCCCCUACAUGAAUCAUUACAUGAAGCAUCAGAAAAAAGGAGUUCAUCGUUGUACAAAAUGCAGACUACAAUUUUUGACCUGCAAGGAGAAAAUGGAUCACAAGACCCAGCAUCGGACAUUUAUAAAGCCUAAAGAGCUAGAAGGAUUGCCUCCUGGUACAAAAGUUACUAUUCGAGCUUCAAUUGGACCUCUUCAUUCGAGGCCGUCAACUACAUCUUCCAGUAGUACUCCAAGCACUUCUUCUCUUCAGGUCUCACCUCCAAAGUCGAAAAGUACAACUGCUAAAAAUCCCACAAAAGCUAAUGCAAGUAAAUCUAAAACAAGUAAGCCUCAUGCAACUGCAUCCACUGCAAGUAAACCUAAUGCAAGUAAGCAAGGUAGAGGUACAUCUAAAUGCAAAGCGAAAACCUCUUACAAGCAAAAGAAACAACGCAACAGAAAAAAUAAAAUCAGCAUAGCUUUGAAGAACUUAAGGUGUCGUCGGGGAGUUCACAAGUGCAUUGAAUGUCAUUCCAAAAUAAAAGAUUUUGCAAGCCACUUUUCAAUAUAUAUUCACUGUAAUUUUUGCAAAUACAACACUAACUGUAACAAAGCCUUUAUAAAUCAUAUGGUGAGCUCUCAUAGCAACCAUCCAAGUAAACGGUUUUAUAUUUUUAAGAAGCAUUCUGGAACUCUCAGGGGCAUUACUCUAGUGUGCCUUAAAUGUGAUUUCCUAAGUGAUUCUUCUGGUUUAGAUCAUAUGGCUAAACACUUAAGUCAACGUAAAACUCAUACUUGCCAAGUUAUAAUAGAGAAUGCUCCUGAAAGUACCUCAACUUCUGAACCCACUUCUGACCGCUUGUUGACAUAGAUUCCUGCUCUAUGGAGCUCGUGCAACCUGGUGCAAGACAAGUUGGAAUUUCCUAAGUUCAAAGUUCUGAAGUGUUUUCUUACACAAAGGCAGUUUCCUAAGUUCAAAGUUCUGAAGUGUUUUCUCACACGAAGGCGGUUAAACAGCCAAGUUCAUGACACUAGCGCUCAUUAUUCAGCUCUUUUCAGCUUUCAGAUGGCA
Messenger RNA from Ceratotherium simum simum (southern white rhinoceros), 2659 nucleotides. The record is from RefSeq and is a predicted model, not a curated record. NCBI's taxonomy places the organism in Eukaryota, Metazoa, Chordata, Mammalia, Perissodactyla, Rhinocerotidae.